Ilyonectria robusta is the source of this 1053-nucleotide messenger RNA. RefSeq lists its product as uncharacterized. Lineage: Eukaryota; Fungi; Ascomycota; Sordariomycetes; Hypocreales; Nectriaceae. Gene Ontology annotation, biological process: sulfate assimilation. The transcript has a single exon. The coding region runs from base 1 to 1053 and encodes 350 amino acids. The record is from RefSeq and is a predicted model, not a curated record. Gene Ontology annotation, molecular function: 3'(2'),5'-bisphosphate nucleotidase activity.
AUGGCAUCCCCCUACGCACGUGAGCAGCAUGUUGCUGAACUAGCUGUUCUGCGAGCUUCGAUCCUCACGAAACAAGUUCAGUCUAGUGUCAGUGAGAUCUCCAAAGACGACAACUCCCCGGUUACUAUUGCCGACUUCGCAGCCCAGGCAGUUCUUAUCGGGGCUCUCCGCCAUACUUUUCCCAACGACUCCUUCUUGGGCGAAGAGAACUCGAGCCCUUUGAGAGCUGACGAACGACUCUGCAAUAAGGUUUACGAACUCGUAUUAUCCGCAACUGGUUUGCCAGACCCAGACGCCGGAGGGGUUGAAUUGCCAAAACCAGCAUCUGUCGAUGAGAUGCUGAGAUGGAUUGACCUUGGUGGACGUGGAAAUGGAGGUGAUAAGGGGCGUUUCUGGGUUAUGGAUCCCAUUGAUGGAACGGCAACGUUCCUGAGAGGCCAGCAGUACGCUGUUUCGUUAUCCCUGGUUAAUAACGGAAUAGAGGUUGUCGGUGUACUGGGAUGUCCGAACAUCAGCGCUGAAAUGACCCGGGUUUCGGAGAAUAACGUUGAUAUAAAUGGCUUUGGCAUUAUGCUUACAGCUGUCCGAGGCCAAGGCUCGACGUUUCGGACCAUGACACUACGUGGCCUUGAGGAGGCUUUCCCUCUGAACUUCCCCCAGCCAUGCAGGUCCAACAUGCUGCACAUUGUCGACUGCAUCGCUUGCGAGGUCACCCGCCACGAUGUUAUUGCCAAACUGGCCGACCACUUCAAGGCAAAAUUUCCCAACAUUGAGCUAUGGUCCUCACAUAUCCGCUACGCAGCCCUCAUCAUUGGCGCCGGCAAUGCGCAGUUCUGGGUCCCUGCCGGUCCAGCAUCCAAGAUGCACAUCUGGGAUCAUGCAGGCACGCAGCUCAUCUUCACUGAACUUGGCGGGAAGGUGACGGACUUGGAUGGGAAGGCUGUGGAUUUCGGCGCUGGGAGAGACCUGAAUCGUAACAGAGGGUUGGUUGUGGCGCGGGGAGAAAUUCACCAAUCUCUCCUUGCGGCCAUGAGCGAGAUAAUAGGACACUGA